GUGUUCAGCUGGUGCAGGUCUCCAUGCAGAGCUCGCCUUAUUUCAGGCUGGUGUGCCCCAACGACGCGUACCGUGCUGUGCCACGAGGUGCGACUGCCCGUGUGCGCAUUCAGUUCACCCCCAACGAGAGCAAGGAUUAUUCCCAUGAGCUGGUCUGCAUCACUAAAACAGAAAGGAUAGUUGUGCCAAUUCGGGCCAUUGCUGCCCGAGCUAUCCUGACCAUCCCAGACCAGCUGAACUUCUCGGAGUGUCCGGUCAAGAGCAGCACCAAGAAGACUCUGCUGCUUCGCAACACUGGCAACCUGGAGGCUCAUUACUACAUCAGCACCCAGAGUCCUUUCUCCGUGGUUCCGGCCAUGGGAGCUCUGGGUGCUGGUGACAGCGUGCAGGUGACAGUGGGAUUUCACCCGCUGACCACUGGUGCCCAUUUUGGGUCCAUGGUGGUGUGCUACAACACAGGUGAGUGCUGGGCACUGCACGGGGCACAGGACACUUCUCCAGCACCACUCCCUGUUGUGCCAGCCACCUCAAUUCCUUCUAGAUGUACCUCCCCUGUUCCAGCUCAACCCCAAAGAAAACUGAGAACCAGUUGGUGCUUAGGGGGCUGAUAAAGUGCAUCCCCU
Cyanistes caeruleus (blue tit) is the source of this 623-nucleotide messenger RNA. The record is from RefSeq and is a predicted model, not a curated record. Lineage: Eukaryota; Metazoa; Chordata; Aves; Passeriformes; Paridae.